This is a messenger RNA of Diaporthe citri, 1035 nucleotides long. RefSeq lists its product as uncharacterized. NCBI's taxonomy places the organism in Eukaryota, Fungi, Ascomycota, Sordariomycetes, Diaporthales, Diaporthaceae. Bases 1 to 1035 code for a protein of 344 amino acids. The transcript is spliced from 4 exons. The record is from RefSeq and is a predicted model, not a curated record. Gene Ontology annotation, cellular component: fungal-type vacuole membrane.
AUGCCUGGUGUGCCUCAUCAGACCGCAGACGGCGCCUCCGAGGAAGACGAGCGCGCCCCGUUGAUAUCUAGAGCACCACCGCCGGAAAACGUACCACCACCUAUCUUCGCCGAGGGUGGGCGUAGGGGCUGGCUCAGCGUCCUGGGCGCCUUCGGCGUACAAUUCUCCACGUUCGGCUACGCAACCUCCUACGGGCGUCUACGAGCCUGGAUCGGGUCCAUCCAGACCUGGGCCUUGUUGUCCACCAGCAUCGUCAGCGGGCCACUUGCCGACCGGUUCGGCCUGCAGGUAGUUCUGUGGCCAGGCACGGCCGUCUACGUCCUCGCCGUGCUGAUGGUCAGCUUCUGCGCCGAGUACUGGCAUUUCCUCCUCUGCCAGGGCUUACUGCUGGGGAUCUCCGCAGGUAUGAUCUUUACUGACGCGGGCCGCCGCUCUGGCCCGUUGAUCUUGCUGUCGGCAUUCAGGAUCCCCGUGUACACGCUGCAGGUGUGCGCCAUGGUGUUCCUGUUCCUCUCCGUGUUUACUACUUAUGUCUUUGUCGCUGAAUAUGGCGUCCGCAAUGGCAUGCCCAAGGAGCUGGCCACGUAUAUGUUUGCCAUCAUGAACGCGGGUUCUUUGAUCAGUCGGACGUUGGGAGGAUCUGCGUCUCUGUGCCUAGGACCGUUCAACGUUAUGGUCCUCGCGGCGUUCCUGGCUGCCAUAUCGCUGUUUUCGUGGCUUGGUAUUACCUCAGUGCCGGCACUGGUUGUUUUUGCCGCUGCUUAUGGGGCCUUGUCCGGGGUGCUUAUAGGGAUCAUGAUUGCUACAUUGGGCCAUUCUGCGCCUCAUCCUAGUCAGAUUGCGACUGUUGUCGGCAUGGCCUCGGGCAUCAUGGGUACUGCUGCGUUGACUGGAACGCCCAUUGCCGGUGCACUCAUCACAUCAGAUGGCGAUUACAGUCGUGCCAUCCUAUUCAGCGCCACGGCCAUGACGAUUGGAGCGUUCUUGUUCCUCGCCGCACGUCUCGCUCAGAGCAGGAAGCAACUGAUCGUAUAA